Molecule: messenger RNA, 1699 nt
Organism: Colias croceus (clouded yellow)
Lineage: Eukaryota; Metazoa; Arthropoda; Insecta; Lepidoptera; Pieridae
Product: alpha-tocopherol transfer protein-like
Exons: 8
Coding region: 150-1070 (306 amino acids)
Cellular component (GO): membrane
Molecular function (GO): phosphatidylinositol bisphosphate binding
Source: RefSeq, a predicted model, not a curated record
CAUUCACGUGACCGUUUCACCCCUUUCCCGUCGCAGUCGGUUAAAUCCCGACAAACAAAAAAACAUCAAAAACGCCGCGCUCAAGUGAUAGUGUUUCUGUCGUUGAAAAUUUGGCGAGUGAUUUGAUAUUCCAUUUCAAAGCACCAACCAUGACGCUCGAACAGCCAGCCGGUGAAAUGUGGCAGAAGAUCAGGGAAGAGCUGAAUGAAAACCCUGAAACCCGGGACAAGGAUCUGGAGCACAUCAAGGAAUGGCUGAAGAAGGAGCCCCAUCUACCUGAUGAAUUCGAUGACCAGCGUCUGAUGACCUUCCUCCGAGGCUGUAAGUUCUCCCUGGAGAAGACCAAGCGCAAGCUGGACAUGUAUUUCACCAUGAGAACAGCAGUUCCCGAAUUCUUCACCAACCGCGAUGUGACCAUCCCUGAACUGCAGGAAAUAUUGAAGAUUGUCCAAAUGCCUCCAUUGCCAGGACUUACCCCAGACGGCCGUAGAGUAGUCCUAAUGAGAGGUCUGGACAAAGACGCUCAAACACCAAACGUAGCUGAUGCCUUCAAGUUGGCUUUGAUGAUGGGAGAUGUCAGGCUGAAGGAGGAGAUUGAAGGCGUGGCUGGUGAUAUCUACAUCCUGGAUGCAUCUGUAGCUACCCCUACACACUUCGCUAAAUUCACACCCACUUUGGUUAAGAAGUUCUUGGUGUGCGUUCAGGAAGCCUAUCCAGUAAAACUGAAGCAAGUACACAUUAUCAACGUGUCGCCGUUGGUCGACAAAAUUGUCAACUUUGUGAAACCAUUCCUGAAGGAAAAGAUCAGAGAAAGGAUCUUCAUUCAUGGUGACGCAAAUGAGCUAUACAAACAUGUUCCUCAAGAUAUGAUGCCUGCUGAAUAUGGCGGUAAAGCUGGACCUAUGGAUGAUUUACAUAAUGCCUGGGUCAAGAGACUAGAAGAAUACAAAGAAUGGUUCGCUGAACAAGAAAAUGUUAAAGCGAAUGAGGCGCUUAGACCAGGCAAACCAACAAACUACGAUGAGUUGUUUGGCAUUGAUGGUUCCUUCCGUCAACUAGUUAUUGAUUAAAUUAGAUAAUACAGUGGUUAAAUUCUGCUUAUAGCUUUCCAUGUAAGCAUAUAAUAGGCGAAUAAUUUACGUAAUUAAAUAGUGCAGUGCUUUUUGCUCAUCCGAUUCAUGUUUGAGUAAUUCUCAAUAGUCAAUAUGUUUCUAUUACUUUUGGCGAUACUUUUAACAGUGCAGUAAAUUUUAUUUUUAAAAAAGAAAAAAGAUAUUUAGUAUGAUGCAGGAUUAGAUUUUGAAUUAUGUAAUGAUCAAAAUAUAGGAAAGUCCUUACCAAGCAGUUAAUAAUAUAAUUGUUUUUACCGUAAUCGGCAGUAAUGUCGUUUUAUUUUUUAAGAAACUUUCGAAACGAAAGCGUAAAGACUACUGACAUUACAAUUUUAAUUCUUAAAUAAUAACUGCUUGACAUUACCAUAAUAGAAUUUGACCACUGGAGAAAUUAGUAUAACCCGACAAUUUGAAGAGUCGUCGCUUUGAGGCUGUUGUUUUUAUAUAGCGAUGAUUUUCAAUUUCGUAGGACUAAUUUUAUUGCUUGUAAUUGAUACUCAUUUAACGUGUAACACGGUAUUAUUAUUGUGUAAUAUUAUCAUUUAAUUAUGUUAUGUUUAAUAAAAGUUUUCCUAAAAUUGUGUUUC